AGAUGGGGGUGGGGAUCAGAGGAGCCUCACUGUGACUGAGUCUGUUCAGCAGCAGACGGCGGCCCUUCAUCCUCCUCAUCUCCUCCCUUUAUUUCCAAUCCGCCUCUUCUCCUUUUUCUGUUUUUUUUUCUUUCUCGCUUACUCGCCUUUUUAAAAAAAUUUGUUGUAGCUGCAGUCGCCGCGAAGAAAUGUCCGCCAGACCGGGAUUUUACCGGCAGGAGCUGAACAAGACGGUGUGGGAGGUUCCGGAGCGGUACCAGAACCUGACGCCGGUGGGCUCCGGAGCUUACGGCUCGGUGUGCUCGGCGUACGAUGUGGUCUUGAGGCAGAAGGUGGCGGUGAAGAAGCUGUCCAGGCCCUUCCAGUCUCUGAUCCACAGCCGCCGAUCGUACCGGGAACUCAGGCUGCUCAAGCACAUGAAACACGAGAAUGUAAUAGGGCUGCUGGACGUCUUCACACCUGCCGCGACGCUAGAAGACUUCAAUGAGCUAUACCUGGUGACUAACCUGAUGGGCGCGGACCUCAACAACAUCGUCAAAUUUCAGAGGUUGUCAGACGAGCAUGUGCAGUUCUUAAUUUACCAGCUCCUCCGUGGCCUCAAGUACAUCCAUUCAGCUGGAUUGAUCCACAGGGACCUCAAGCCAAGUAAUGUGGCAGUAAACGAGGACUGCGAGUUAAGGAUCCUUGACUUUGGAUUAGCCAGACAGACAGAUGAUGAAAUGACAGGAUACGUGGCGACUCGGUGGUAUCGAGCGCCAGAGAUCAUGCUAAACUGGAUGCACUACAAUCAGAAUGUUGAUAUCUGGUCAGUGGGAUGCAUUAUGGGAGAGCUGCUGAAGGGAAAAGUCCUUUUUCCUGGCACUGACUAUAUUGACCAGCUGAAGAGAAUCAUGGAGGUGGUUGGGACUCCAACACCAGACCUGCUGAAGAAGAUCUGCUCUGAACAUGCGCAGAAGUACAUCCAAUCUUUGCCCUUCAUGCCCCAACAAGACUUGGAAAAGAUCUUUAGAGGAGCGAAUCCACUAGCUGUUGAUCUCUUGAAGCGAAUGCUGGUUCUGGACUGUGAUGGGAGGAUCUCAGCCAGUGAGGCUCUGUCCCACCCCUACUUCUCACAGUACCAUGAUCCAGAUGAUGAGCCGGAGGCCCCGCCUUACGACCAAACACUGGAGAGCAAAGACCGAACUCUAGAGGAAUGGAAAGAGUUGGUAUUCGAAGAGGUGAGCAGCUUCAAAGCACCUGGCAGCAAGACUGACAGCCUUCAGGUGGAGCAGUAAACCUCCUGCUCUGCCUCAUCGUCUGCCUGAAGAAGGACCAAUGAAUGCGAGGAAGACUGUAGAGAAGCAACUGAAAGAAGUGUCUGAGUUUAUCUGAGCAGGAAGGUGGGACGGUCUCUGUGGGAUCAGAUGCACACGUUACAAUUACAGGGAGCAUUUAAGAGUCAAAUAAAAAGGAUCUCUCCGGUGAGGAAAGUUGCCUCCUUUUAUGUUUCUGCUCGCUGAGGGUAAAAUGAGGAACCAUUGGGGAUGGAAGAGGGCGUGAGGAUUCAUACGAGGGAGCAACUUUACGCAACUGUUUACAGACUGACAGGAGGGUAUUCAAAGAAAGGAAAAAAAAUGCACACUAGGAUUUCCAAAGCAACGACAGGAACGCUGUCUCAUCCCUCAUCCGGACGAAUGCCGUGAUGCUUUCAUAUAUGGAAUUCAUGUUUAAAGGCUUGCAGCAAUGUCAUUUCACGUCACAGAAGAGCUUCGCAUUUAGCCUGCAUACUAAUGAUGCAUGAUUUCUGUGCAUUUUAUUGUUACAGCAUAUUACUGGUACUGUAUAUUAACCAUUAAGACUGCUUACUGAGUCUGGCACGCUGGUUUUAAACCAGUCUGAGGGUGUGAAAGAGGCAUCGCCAGGAAAUGUGACCAACCUGUUCUGUCUUAUACUUUCCAUUAAAAACUAGCUACUGUUCUUCCGUGGAUGAAACUCAUCCUCUCCUGCUUACAGAAUCGUAAACACCAACUGUGCUAUUAAUUAGCAAGUAAUUAAUAUACGCCAAAGCUGGAACAGAGUGACUGUGCUGCAGGUCUGUGUUUACAAAGCGACCUCGCUUCUCAUAUACCGCUGAUGGCUGAUUGCGGCUCUCCGGUUUGGCUUUGGCGCCGCUCCAUCGGGUUUCUCUGCUGUGUCUUUUUACAGUCCCGUGUUUGUGUUUACGUUAACUACAGACAUUUUGUAAACUCUCAGAAACGAUCCCCUCCAGUAGCUGCGCAACAAUGCCGGGUAAAAAUCUGUUACACAACUUGUAGCUCCGUCCAAGCAGCGACAGGUCAAACACCACCCAGGCAGAUGAUUCACUUUGAGCAGCAAUGUUUGGCUGCUUGCAGCAACCAGGGAGUUCAUUUGUCAUCUUUCAUGUUAUUUUUUUUAGUUUAUUGUAAAGAAAAACUAUCCAGACUGCACAUAUUCAUUACUGAGCACAGUAUUACAGCAACUGGCCGUGUGCUUUACCUCAAAUGCGUAUGUUCCAACUGCAGUUUAUAGCUUAGUGCAACAUUAUUAUCCCCGGGAUCAUGUUACGCAACACCCUGUGAAGCACGAGCUCAAUGCAAAUGCAGAUCAUUGCGUCAAAUGGCUGACUUCCCCACUGAUGUGUCAUUCAUUUUGCUGCAGACUGGAGUUUUUAGUUCUAUAAAAAACAUUUUUUUGCUGAGGUAGAAAUAAUCUGGUUGUGGUAAACCUCAGUGUGCAGAACCAACAAACCAGGGUGAUACUGAAGGUCAAUGAAAAUGCUAAAACUACUUUAACACUGAUGUAUGUUAGCAUUGACUAUUACUAUUACUACCAUAGACGCCAUUUUAGCCUCAGAAAAUGUGUAUUUUUAGUCAAUGUCCACACCAAAAUCUAUCAAAUACAGCUGUAGUCACCAAACAGCCAAAGUAAACUUGGAGAUAAGUUCACUGUAUGCUGCAUCCCUCUACUCAAACUAGUUUAGAAUUUACGAGGUGUAAAUAACGUAUAUUCUAUAAAACCGACAUUCCUUCCAACUUUAAAACCAAAAACAAGGCAGCAAUAAGUGAUACAGAGUCUUCAUUUACUUAAUGAGGGCAAUUUAUUAACUGUGCAGAAAUAGAAAAUAGGUGGUACUGUGUAGGGGGACAAAUCUGGGAUUGAGAGAGCAUAGGUGAAUUCUAUUGAGAAGUUUUUCUGUGAUAAAAGCCUCAAAACAAGAAGGGGAGGGGAUUAAAAAAUAAAUGAGAAAUUUUGUUUGGAAAAAUAGUAAUUUUAUGAAUUAAAUUAAUUCAAACAUAAUAUAGUCCUACAAAUCUUCACAAAAAUAAAUCUCACAACAGAUUAACAACAGAACAUGAAGCUAAGUGAAGCCAGUUGACAUGUUUGGAGGUAAAACAUUCAUAUAUCAGACAAUGAGAUACAUCUGGUUUAUUUGUCAUAUAUUACUGCUGCAGAUGCAUUUUAAAUGUUAUCUGUGCACUAUCUGGAUACAACUUUGCUAUAAAACCAGUGGCAGAAAAUAUUCAAGUACAAUUUUGUGUUAUACCACUUGAGUGUUUCUGUUUUCUGCUACUUUAUAGUCAGCUACAUGUGGCAAAUAAUGUAUUUUUACUGUACUAUAUUUAUUCACUAAUUUUUGUUCCUUUGUAGAUGUAGCUAAAUAACACAAACUUCAGUCUACAAAAAUAUGAUGGUGUCAUAUUAGAGAUUAAGAUAAAUCUUCAUUGAUUGCUGAGUGGAAAUUCACAAGCUACCUAGCAGAUGAACUAUAUAAAGUAUAUAUGAACUUUAUCAGCUUCAACAAAUACAGUGACAUGCACACUAAUGACUCAGUAAUUGCAAUAAAAUAAUAGAAUAAAUUAUAUUUUGAAAUAUAGCAUUCUGCAUGAUGACUACCUGUAGUUAUUUAAGUAAAGUUUAAUGCCAAUAUGUUGGUACUUUUACAUAAGUAAAGAUUAAAUACAAAGCUAUAAUUGAUACAUUGUAGUCUUGAUACUUUUACUUGAGUGCAAGAUCUGUGUACUUCUUCCUACUCUCUCUAAAAUAGAUAAUAAACUUUCAAUUUAUUGGUUCCCCAAAAUGACCCUCAAAUGUCAAGUAAGUAGUGCACUUGGUUAGCUAAAGUGCUACAGUCUAGCUUAGACAUUAGCCAAGCUAACUAGCAAGGCUAAACUUUAGCAAGGUUUAAAUCAGUUGUCGCACUACUAUCGUAGUAUGAGUACAGAAUAGAGUGUAACAUUAUUAAGCUCAUUGGAGAAGUAAGAAGUAAAGUUCAGUAUUCGGAGUAUUUUAGGAGAUGCUAAUCUGUGUUCUGUGGCACAAGUUUAACUCAACCAGUCAGAUUAUUUCUGCCUCACAGAAACAUUAGCACAACUAAAGCUUCAAUUUACCAUUUAGGAAUCAUUUUUAAUGGAGCACAGGUGAGGAAAUGUACUCUUUUCCGUAUUGGAUCACACUGGAGUGCUACAUGUAGCCUGUUGUGCAAGUUGUUCACUAACACUGGAUGCAAACUGUUGAAUUUACAGUCCUAAUGAAUCUAAACAGUGUGUCUCAAUCAAAGUGUGUACGAGCUCUGAAUGUUAAAGUGUUCUGUGCUUCUGUGGAUGUUGUACACGUGGUGGAUUUGAAUAGCAACUGCAAACUGAAUGUAUAUGUAUACUGUACGUAUGUAUGUUACAAGUUAGAGGUGACCUUUGAAUACAUGGUGGCAUGUGAUUCAGCCGUAGCCAUUUUCAAUUCACUAAAAAUGAAUGUCAGCUCUCACUCUGCAAAUGAUCCAGAUGGUUUUCUCAUUUCUCAGCAGGUAACAUGACUUGGCAAGUUUUGGCUUCAACAGAAUAAACAACAUCGUUUCUGUUUGCCACCA
This is a messenger RNA of Acanthochromis polyacanthus (spiny chromis), 4864 nucleotides long. RefSeq names its product mitogen-activated protein kinase 11 (gene mapk11). Gene Ontology annotation, biological process: protein phosphorylation; intracellular signal transduction. Lineage: Eukaryota; Metazoa; Chordata; Actinopteri; Pomacentridae. Gene Ontology annotation, molecular function: MAP kinase activity; ATP binding. The record is from RefSeq and is a predicted model, not a curated record. The transcript has 12 exons. The coding region runs from base 189 to 1274 and encodes 361 amino acids. Gene Ontology annotation, cellular component: nucleus; cytoplasm.